AUGCCAGAGUUUUCAGACACUAUUAUCAGGCUCUUUGACGGUCUCGAGAAGAGAGAGGCCACCGGCGAGGGUGGUUUACUUACUGGUUCUGAUCCAUCGGCUUUCGAUGUUUCGGACCCGCUGAGGUUAUGGAUCAUUCAAGUUGGUGUCAUUAUAAUGAUGGCACAGUUGCUUUCUCUGGGCUUGGGCAGGAUGAAGCAACCAAAAGUUAUCGCCGAGGUUCUUGGCGGCAUCCUUCUGGGCCCAACGGCCUUUGGACGUAUACCCGGCUUUACCCAACAUAUAUUCCCUUCCCAGUCACUGCCAUACCUAUCUCUCGUCGCUAAUAUUGGCCUUUGCCUGUUUCUCUUCAUCGUUGGUCUCGAAAUCGACGCCAGUGUCAUCAAGCGCAAUGCUCGCAUGUCAGUUAUUGUAUCGCUCGCAGGCAUGGCUUUACCCUUUGGCCUCGGGUCUGCGUUGUCUAUUCCCUUAUACCACCAAUUCGUCGACCCAUCCGUCCAGUUCACGUAUUUCAUGCUGUUCACCGGCGUCGCAUAUUCUAUAACCGCUUUCCCCGUACUGUGUCGUAUUCUUACCGAGCUCAAGCUCUUGGAUACCACUGUUGGCAUUAUUGUCCUCUCAGCUGGCGUAGGCAAUGAUGUCGUGGGUUGGACUCUCCUGGCGCUGAGUGUAGCGCUUGUUAAUGCUGGUUCCGGUCUUACUGCCCUAUGGGUGCUACUUUCAUGCGUGGCAUUCACAAUAUUUCUCUUGUUGGUCGUCAAGAGAGCAAUGCUCUGGCUUGCCAGAGCCACGGGCAGUACAAACGAUGGUCCUACCAUGUUUUACAUGACUGUUGUCAUGAUCUUGCUUUGGGCGUGUGCAUUCUUUACGGAUAGCGUGGGCGUCAAUGCGAUUUUUGGUGCAUUCCUAGCCGGUAUUAUUGUACCGAGGGAGGGCGGUCUCGCCAUUGCUUUGACGGAGAAGCUGGAAGAUAUGGUCACCAUUGUAUUUCUGCCUUUGUAUUUUACCUACUCAGGGCUGAACACUAAUCUUGGACUCCUUGAUGACGGUAUCACUUGGGCUUUUACAAUUGCCAUCAUAUGCCUUGCAUUCUUGGGCAAGUUUGGUGGAUGUACAAUUGCCUCAAGGUUGUCUGGUUUCAGCUGGCGUGAAGCCAGUACAAUUGGAGCACUCAUGAGCUGUAAGGGUCUCGUAGAGUUGAUCGUGCUUAAUGUCGGUCUCUCCGCUGGCAUUUUGUCUCAGAAAGUUUUUUCCAUGUUUGUGCUAGAAGCUUUGACGCUCACGUUCAUGACCACCCCACUCGUCACAGCAUUGUAUCCUCCAGAACGGCGUGUUAUCGCCACUUCAGGCGGAGCUCCGCCCCAGAUUCGCGACGAGGAGGGUGAUGCAGACAAGAAAUCUCUUGUGAACGAGGAACAGCCCUGGCGGUAUCGCUUUACCGUCGUUCUCGACAAACUCGAACAUAUGCCAUCCAUAAUGGCCCUCACGCAGCUCGCCCGUCCUCCUGUACCGGAUUUCUCCUCGCUCACUACCGCUGUGUCCAUGUCUGCUGCAUCUGACCCAGCCCCGUUGAAGUACAAGAUGCCCGAAGUGAGCAUCAGUGCACUCCGCCUCAUCGAGCUCUCGGAUCGUCCGUCGGCGGUGAUGAAAUCAUCCACUACAGAUACGCUUAUCCAUACCGAUCCGCUCCUGGGCAUAUUCCGCAUGUUUGGAGAACUGAAUGAUUUGCUCGUGUCGACAUCGCUCACCAUCGUGCCGCAUGACGAUCUUGCUUACAACGUUGUGGAUCACGCCAAGCGAAAUGCAUCCCAGCUCAUACUGCUCCCGUGGUUGCCACCUUGCGCUGGGACUGCUGAAACAAGCGAAGGCGCAACGCCACGGCGAGAAAAGUUGGACCACAACCCUUUCGAGGCUAUUUUCGGCACAUCAAGAGAUAAAUCUACAUCUACCGUCCACUCGCAGUUUGUACGUGGGGUAUUCGCACAAAGUCGGACAGAUGUCGCCCUGUUUGUCGAUCCUGGAAAUCAUAUCAACACGUGUGCGGGGACAGGCGGCUCGUAUCACGUCUUUUUCCCGUUCUUUGGCGGUCCUGAUGACCGCCUUGCGCUGGAAUUUGUGGUGCAGCUCUGUGCGAACCCAAAGAUCAAUGCAACGGUGAUUGAAAACACUCCAAUCGAGCGGCCUCUUACGGCCCACUCCGAUAUCAAAGCUGAUACUGACUUUCUCGCACUUCCUCAUCAACAUGGAUUGACGACAUCAUCAAUAGUAGGAUUCCCAGACACUGUCUACGGGCAACCCAACACCGAAAUGCGUAUGCAGUCUGAAACAGCCGACAGCAUAACCUGGUCACGAUAUGCGGGCCGCAAUCUAUCAGAUUCGGAUAUACCUGGGCCGUUGCGUGUUGCACUUUCGCGGAUCAAUUUCACAAACCUUGCAUCCCCUGUCCCGCUGCACGCUGCGAUCCAGCGCGCAUCAAUGUGUCAGCGGGUGUUGGUUGUCGCUGGACGGUCGAAGCGAUUGGCAGUGGAGAACCAUCAUGCUGAGUUGAAAGAUCUGGUGGAGGAGUAUAGGGUGGUAGGGCAUGAGGUGACAAGUAAGACGAUCGGGGAUGUGGCAACUGCGUUCAUGGUGUCUGGGUGUGCGACUGCGAUGGUUGUGCUGCAGGCUGCGAAUGUGGGGUUGGAGUAG
Molecule: messenger RNA, 2688 nt
Organism: Suillus subaureus
Lineage: Eukaryota; Fungi; Basidiomycota; Agaricomycetes; Boletales; Suillaceae
Product: Sodium/hydrogen exchanger family-domain-containing protein
Exons: 10
Coding region: 1-2688 (895 amino acids)
Biological process (GO): proton transmembrane transport
Cellular component (GO): membrane
Molecular function (GO): antiporter activity
Source: RefSeq, a predicted model, not a curated record